AUGUCCAUGCCCGCCGUCAAGCUUCUACUCGUCGUCACGAUCCCGCUAAGCGCGCCGCACCCGCCCUCCGACGCGUUCACCAGAUCUCAGAACUCCGUCUUUGCCUUGCAGCAGACCAUAGGUGCAGAGUCCGCCUCGAACAUGGACGUGCUGAAGAUCACGUCAAGUCGUUCAAGCAUCCUGGGCCGACGACGCCGGAUCCAGCGGGUAUCGCUGCGGCCUCCACUACUUCUACACGUCGUUGAUGGGCAAUCUUUGGAGCUCGUAACCAGGAGACACAGCCAUCUCGCCGGGCUUUUGCUUCGCGCUCAUGCUGUCUAG
Colletotrichum graminicola M1.001 is the source of this 321-nucleotide messenger RNA. RefSeq lists its product as uncharacterized. NCBI's taxonomy places the organism in Eukaryota, Fungi, Ascomycota, Sordariomycetes, Glomerellales, Glomerellaceae. The record is from RefSeq and is a predicted model, not a curated record. The transcript has a single exon. The coding region runs from base 1 to 321 and encodes 106 amino acids.